Molecule: messenger RNA, 2243 nt
Organism: Musa acuminata AAA Group (dessert banana)
Lineage: Eukaryota; Viridiplantae; Streptophyta; Magnoliopsida; Zingiberales; Musaceae
Exons: 7
Coding region: 1344-2012 (222 amino acids)
Biological process (GO): regulation of DNA-templated transcription
Cellular component (GO): histone deacetylase complex
Molecular function (GO): transcription coregulator activity; protein binding
Source: RefSeq, a predicted model, not a curated record
UGUCUGCGAAGCCGCAAAGCCGAGUUGUGGAUAGGCUUCAAAGGUGUACGUUACUAGCAUGGGUUUUGGAGAGCGUUCAAGUAACUUCUCUUUCUGCUUUGUUGCUCUGAAACCCUUCCCUCAACGGGGGACACAUCGCAAGGAAUCCCAACUCCAGGCACCAAUUCACGUAGAUCCGUGGAGUUACGACGAUUUGGAGGUCGAGGUUGUUCUUUUGAUGGCGGAAAACCUUGGUCCCGUAGUUUCCGCCGCUUAAACUCUCUGCAUUUUCGCAGAUCGUUCCCGCUCCUCUUCUCUGCUUCGUUGGAUCGCACAUUGUGGUAUUUUCUCGAAUUCCUCGGGGUUUCCUUUUAUUGCUUUUGUCUCUGCUCUCUCGGGAUUCUAUGGAUUGAUUUCGAUCCAUUUGUUUCCUUAACGUUUUGGGUCGCGAUUGGACUCAUAUAAUUUAGUAAGAUACUUGGAUUUUUGGGAUGUUCUUGAAAUCGAUUGACUCUAAUUUUUAUUUCAUUGGAGAUAAAAACAAGCGUCUCGAAUCUCUCUAGUCUAAAAAUUGCAUCUUUUACUGAUCAAAUAUAUACAUGACUAUCCGAUAAAUCUUGCUUGUAUUCUGUGAAUUCUUCUACUGGAUUGUUAAGUAAUUAGUCUUCCUGUGAAGCUGCAAAGUGUUAAAAUGAGUGAUUUUGAUGUUAAAUUCCGAUCCUGUUCUAUGCCACUUCUUGACAUACUGAAUCCACACGACUUGACUUGCUUGUUUGUACUCUGUACAUGGAAUACCUGCGUAUAAAUUUAUGCCUUCUGUUACUUUUGAAUCUGUAAUAGAAGAUGGAAAAGGAUGAACCCUAAAAGGUGAAGUUCAUCAGUGUGCUGAAUUAGGUGAAAUUGUAGUUAUUUCUAGUCCUGUAGGCUUCAGAUACAUCGCUUUCACAAAGUUUGGCACAAUAGCACUCAUUGUGUCUUUCAUCAAUAAUUUUCUGAACGGUGGGACAUGAAAGUUCCAAGUGUUUAUCUCUCUUUAUUUUCUCUCUUUAUUUCAUCAAGUUGUGGCGUAUCAACCGGCCUGUUGGGGUUGAAUCUAGGAUUGCAGUCCCACCACAAGGCUGGCUUGCUAUCACAUCUCUUUAGCUGUCUGACAAUGACCAACGAGUUGCACCUAUAAUUCAUGAAGUUUGCUGACUUUUCAGUUUGUCCCUAAUAGCUUCUGUGUAGAUUGGAUGAUCGACUCGUAUCAUUCAGGUUCACCUCGUCUGGCCCUUUCCUAAAUGUUAGUGCAACUUGCGAGAGCUUGUCCUGUGCUACCAAGCUAAUCUUACCAUCAUUUGGUUGGUGAAGGAACUGUACAUGAAAUGGAGGUUGAGUUGCGCUCUGUUCAUACGCUGUCCCCUUCUCAGGAAGAAAGUGGAGAUGAAGGACUCUCAGUGCUUCCUAGGCACACCAAAGUCGUUGUUACUGGUAACAACAGAACCAAAUCUGUUUUGGUCGGGCUGAAAGGAGUUGUGAAGAAAGCUAUUGGUCUUGGUGGCUGGCAUUGGCUGGUCCUGAAAAAUGGGGAGGAAGUAAAGCUGCAAAGGAAUGCUUUGAGUGUUUUGGAAGCUCCAACUGGAAACGAAGAUGAUGAAAUCGAUUGUGAUACCUCUUUCUGCAGUAGCUCGGACAUGGGAGAAAAAGACAUGGAUUACACUGGUUCAGAGUUUCACAAACCAAGAAAGUCAAGGAUUCGACAUACUAGGUCAUGGAAGUCUAACGGCCAAAGUAGCAUCAGGAACAUUCACUCCCAUGGUUUUAAGCCUCGAACGAGGGUAAGAUUGUCAAAACUCGAGACCGCCACCUUGUGGAGAUACUGGAAACACUUCAAUCUUGUGAGCAGUAACCCCAGUCCAACAAAGGAACAACUGGUCCAUGAUGUGCAGCACCAUUUCCUCUCUCAGAAACUGGAUGAAACGGAGGUCAUUUUAGGCUUCAUUCAUGCUGCAAAGAGAUUGAGGACUCUAUACUCAAGGUCUCUGAUGAAUUAAAGAAGGAAUCAAGUAUAUUCAUGUUGUUUCCAAAAUGGAGGAGUUUGACAUGGUGUGGUGUAAGCAUGAACUAACAUUUCAGAAUCAAGGAGAUCCUGAAGCUGUCUAUAACCAUGUUUGUCGAUUGUCUCUGAGAUUUUAUUGUAAAUUCUGAUUACGAGUCUACUCGUAAUGCAUGAGGAAAUAAAGAAAAAAUUUAUCGUGAAAUUCUCAUUGCAACUAAUACCAAAA